AUGGAGAAUCAAAGGAAGAAGCACAGGGAGAGUCCAUUUCUACACAAUGAAGCAAAUGGUCUUCUUGUGCUAGUUUCGACCAGAAGUAGCCCCUAUACCUCAAAAGGACCCUUUAUUCACUCACUUGGGUUUGGUUUUGAUUCCACUACUGAUGACUAUAAGUUGGUGAGAGUAGUGUAUUUGAAAGAUAGUACUCUUAACUAUAAUGAGUUUCCGCCUUUGGUUGAGAUUUACAGUUUGAGAAGUAGGGGUUGGAGAAAGGUUGAUAAUAAUCUGAAAUAUGUCAUGCGCGAGGGCUCAACGUCUGCUUUUCUGAAUGGAGCUUGUCAUUGGGUUGCCACUAAGGAGGAUGGUAUAAGCGAAGUGAUUGUGUCCUUUGCUUUGGGAGAAGAGGUGUUUGGAGAAAUGGAGGUACCAGAUUGUCUGGUUAAGAAAUAUAUCUUUAUGGAUAUUGCUGCGUUUGAUGGAUCACUUUUGCUGGUUCUUUUUAUGAAAUUUACUACGGAAAGGUGUUUUUCAGUUUGGAUGAUGAAAAAAUAUGGUGUUCCAGGAUCUUGGACCAAACUUUUCAAUAUUUCACAUUUGGAAUGGAUACGAAGGUUAGUUGCAUUUAGGCAAAAUGGUAAGGUUCUACUGGCAAAAGUGGAUGGAGAGCUAGUUUCCUAUGAUCCAAAGACAGAAGAAAUCUCGGCUACAGAAAUUUUAGGCAAUACACGCUCCUUUUAUUUGGACACUUUAGUGGAGAGUCUUGUUUUACUCGAUGAAGCAAAUGAAUUUGCAGAGGAGGAAGCUUCUGAGGAUGAUGGCACAAAUGGAGUUUCAAAGGAGCCUUCUUCUUCUCCUGAUGGCGUAGACAAGGACUUGCAGAAGAUUAGUGAAGGGAAGAAGAAUGCCAACAGUCCUAUGAUACUGAACGAAGCAAAUGAAAUCUUAGAGGAGGUUGCACCUAGUUCUAAUUCACGGAUAGUAAUUGAUAAAGCAAAUGAAGAAUCAAAGGAAGAAGCACAGGGAGAGUCAAUUUCUACAGAAUGA
Messenger RNA from Hevea brasiliensis (rubber tree), 1032 nucleotides. Its product is annotated as F-box/kelch-repeat protein At3g06240-like. Lineage: Eukaryota; Viridiplantae; Streptophyta; Magnoliopsida; Malpighiales; Euphorbiaceae. The transcript has 2 exons. Bases 1 to 1032 code for a protein of 343 amino acids. The record is from RefSeq and is a predicted model, not a curated record.